This is a messenger RNA of Chara braunii, 2893 nucleotides long. Lineage: Eukaryota; Viridiplantae; Streptophyta; Charophyceae; Charales; Characeae. The record is from the annotation of a GenBank genome assembly.
CCGGGCAAGGCUGCCAGCCUCACAGGCGCGCUGUUGGGCGACCGGCCGGGGUGCUGCUGUGCCGUGGGGUUGCGCGACGUCACGGGGAUGCGGCGGCAAGAGCGGCAGGGUUUGGCGACAUCGAGGGGACGCUUCAUCGAUAGUGCGGCGCGGUCAGACGACAUCCAAGAUCGAGGCCACGACUUGUUCGAUCCUCGUGGGGGGGCCAUGACGGGGGGUGCAGGGAGCAGCGGUGCGGGGGGGUCUGAGGGUGGCCAAUUCAACCCGCUGUCCGAGAAGGAGAUGGCGAAGUUGAGGCGAGGGAACAUUGUUUGGAACUUCAUUACCGCGGGCCAGUACGUCGAGAUGUACGCCAGGGAGAAGUUGGCCAAGUUCACAGACGCGUGGAUUCAGUGGAUCUAUGUGAAGAAGUUGCUAUUCAACGCCUUCCGUGGUCCGGAGUUCCAGAGGGUGCGGCAGGCAGCAAAAAGAGUGUCUCGCUCUAUCAAGUUCCGGUUUCCCUCGUACAAGCGGGCGCCGGUAUCCCUUAGCAGAGGGCGAAGGUGGCGACGAUGGUGGCAGGCCAUCAUCUUGUCCUUUCCUGCAAAGCACGUGAUCGGCUUCUGCACAGACUCCGCCAGUAACUAUACGGUGGCAGCGCGCAGGUUCGCCACAGACCCCGAGCUCGACAUCAGGAGGAUCACUUGGCUCCCCUGCUCCACCCAUGUCUGCAACUUAAUGUUGUUAGAUAUCGGGAUGCGAGUGGUGUGGGUCAAGGAGACCAUCAUCCGCGCUCGAGCGCUUGUGCGAUUUAUUAAAUCGCACGGUGCUGCUCACACCCUGUUUAGGAAGGUGAGCCCUCGCGUGCAGCUCGUCGAGCCCGUUGAGACACGGUUUGCAUCGGUUUUCCUGAUGCCAACGUGUCUCAAAGGCCGACGAGACGCGUUGGAGAGCAUGUUGCACGGGGAUGCUUGGGCACGCAUCCUGUGGGAUCGCGCCCACGUAUCUCAGGCGCAAUGGGUGCAGCAGCAGAUCCGGGACGGGGAGUUUUGGCAGCGUGUGCAGUACGCCAUCCUAGUCAUGUCGCCCGUCCACCACCUGCUGCGCAGGAUGGAUAGAGGUGGGAUGAUGAUGUCCGUCGUUUACGAGUGGAGUCAGCAUCUGGUGCACUUGAUGAGGAGGGUGGACAUGCCGGAGGACAUGAUCGAGCCGUGUGUGAGUGAGGUUGCCAUCCACAACCUCCACAUGCUAGAGCCCGCACAUGUCGCCGCCCACCUCCUCAACCCUCGUCGACGGUCCCUCACGUAUUACCAUUCGCUGCAGACGAUGGCCGACGACCGUCGUGUGGUCGAGGAGUGCUACAGAUUUCUCCUUGCGCGGACCGGCGGCGAUCCGGUCGGCUUAUUGUACAGGAGCGUGAGGGACCAGAUGAGGGCCUUCCACUCGAGGCGAGGGGAUUGGGGAGAUCGUGACCUCUCCGAUGCCAAGGCGGCCGAUUGCAGGGAGGACAGCGAGACCGAGCGAUGUGCAGCGUGGUGGUUUGAGCAUGGACGUGCCCACCCGGAGUUGCGCACCAUCGCCAUCCGUGUCAUGCACUUGUGGACGUCUGCCUCUCUAGCGGAGAGGGACUGGGCGAAGCACGAGUGCGUCAGCACGGCGAGGCGCUGCAAGCUUGGGUUCGCCAAGCUUGCACAGCUGGUUGAGAUUGCCACCAAUCUCAAACUAGCCUCGUGCGCACGACAGGGUGGUGGCUACGUGUUGCCAUGGGUUAUGGGGACCGGUCGGGGGGGGACGACAACAGAGGAGGAGGAUGAGGAGGAAGAUGUGGAGCCCGAGGUGUGGGGAGCGCGACCUGAUGGCAGUGUUCUCAAGCAGGAGAUCCAGCGGCAGAUUGUCGCUUUCCGUGACAGCCGACCAUCCAGAGCUCGUUCGGUUCGGGACGUGUUCGGCAGCAGAGCGACGGAGCUGCGACCGUGGCUGGAGGGUGGGGAUGAUGUGGACGCUGCGGCGGCAGACGACGACAUCAGCGACGACUGGACUGACGAUGAUGACACGCCGCUGAGUCGCGACCUGACGGCUGAGCGAGUGUACUUCACUUAUGGCGGGGGUCAUGACGGCAUAUCAGUUAUCACGGGUGAUGUGUCGUCGAUCACGCAGGCGAGUGACAGCAGCAGAGCCGGCGGUGGUGGUGGAGGACGUUCGCAUUCGGAGGUUCGCGUGGACGACUUGGGGGAUCAGCAGCCACGAGGAGGUCUUCGGCAUACAAGCAGGCGUUGGGAGAGGGACUUGGAGACAGGAGGGGGGGGGAGCCGUGACGUCGACGACUCGGCUGUCCCUGAGGAGGCGGUUCAGGGGGAGUUCGAUCAUGAAAUUUCGGAUGCCGCCGCGGGUGGUGGGUCACAUGGUGGACGACGCGGUGACGAGGAGACCGCGGGUGUCCCUGAGGGGCAGGAUGUUGUCAAGGGCGGUGGGUCCCCUAGUGUCCCUGAGGGGCAGGAUGUUGUCAUGGGCCGUGGCGACAGCAAGACCGCGGGUGAUGAGGGACAGGGUGCCGCAGUGUGCGGCGGAGGAGAGGGUGGACCCGGUGGAGAUGGGGAUACCGCGGGUGUUGGUGGAGAUGAUGGACCGGACGACGACGAUGACGACGACCACGGUCCCGAGGACGAUCCGUAUAGGCUCACCUUGGUGUUGAGGGACCCUGCAGUGCCUCCCUUGCGCCCUGAUGACACAGCGCACACUUUCUUCGACGCCGAUGCUUUGGCGCAUGCGUUGACGGAUGACCCUUUCGCACAAGUGAGCCGCAAGAGCGGCAAGCAACGGGCCCCUGGGACGGUAUAUUCACCGCCGCCGUUCACAGUGUAGAGCCCUCACUGGUCGGGUUCGUCGCUCAGCGGUGUUAGAGGGACGGAGUCCG